This is a messenger RNA of Macadamia integrifolia, 1712 nucleotides long. RefSeq names its product heptahelical transmembrane protein 4-like. Gene Ontology annotation, cellular component: membrane. The record is from RefSeq and is a predicted model, not a curated record. Gene Ontology annotation, molecular function: signaling receptor activity. The transcript is spliced from 4 exons. The coding region runs from base 184 to 1440 and encodes 418 amino acids. NCBI's taxonomy places the organism in Eukaryota, Viridiplantae, Streptophyta, Magnoliopsida, Proteales, Proteaceae.
UCUCUUCUAAAAAUAAAAAAUAAAAAAAAUCAUCAUCAUUCUCCUACCGAACUACAGAAUAAAUUCAAGAAGAAGAAGAUUGUUAUAUUAACAACCUCCGCUUCUCCACAUUGUUCUAGUUGUUCGCCAAAUUCUCAAAUUCUUUGACCUCUCCGUUUUAGCUAGGUUCCAAAAGUCGAUUGAAUGAGAGAGCAAUUACAUUGGAGGAGGAUGGGUAGUGACAAGAAGAAUAACAAGAAUUUGGCUCCCACUCCUUCCCAACGCGAAGAUGGGAAUGAGGCUUCUUGUCCAAAGGAAGAGAAGGGUAAGAUACUGUGGAAGAAGGUGAAAUAUCAGCUAGUUGAAUACCACUCGUUGCCCGCGUAUUUGAGAGACAAUGAGUUCAUUCGCGGUCAUUACCGAUCCGAGUGGCCGCUAAAGCAGAUCUUUCUUAGCAUCUUCACCAUCCACAACGAAACUCUCAAUGUCUGGACGCACUUGAUUGGGUUCUUUCUUUUCCUUGCUUUGACCAUAUAUACAGCAAUGAAGGUUCCAAAGGUAGUGGAUCUUCACUCUCUGCAACAUUUUCCUGAUGUGAUGAAGAAAGCUGAUCUUCACAAGAUCCACUCUGAACUCCUAACAUGCCUUCCAUCCAUGCCCAACAUGGCAGAUUUGCAUAGACUGCGGGAUGAGUUAAAGUCCUCCUUAUCUUCAAUGGAUUUACUUCCAUCACUUUCGGGUUGGCACAUUGUGGAACUUCUUAAUAACUGUCUGCCUGAGCGAUUCUCCAAUGGCAACCACACUGAUGUUUGUGUUCUGCAAGGCAUGAAGGCUGAUGUGGCAAAUAUUAUGGUGCGGCCAAUAACAAGAUGGCCUUUCUUCGCCUUCUUGGGUGGAGCCAUGUUCUGUCUCUUAGCCAGCAGCACAUGCCACCUUCUUUCUUGCCAUUCCAAGCGUCUAUCUUACAUAAUGCUCAGGCUUGAUUAUGCUGGCAUUGCUGCCCUCAUAUCAACCUCCUUUUAUCCACCUGUCUACUACGCUUUCAUGUGCAAACCCUUCUUCUGCAACCUCUACUUGGGAUUCAUAACCAUCCUUGGGAUUGCGACGAUCAUGGUUUCUCUCCUCCCAGUUUUUCAGAACCCUGAAUUCCGGUACAUUCGUACAUCCCUCUUCUUAGGGAUGGGCCUGUCAGGGUUGGCGCCCAUACUGCACAAGCUAAUCUUGUUCGGAAACUACCCUGAGGCUCUCCACACAACAGGGUAUGAGAUACUGAUGGGGAUUUUCUAUGGGAUUGGAGCCCUGGUCUACGUUACAAGGAUCCCCGAGCGGUGGAAACCAGGGAAGUUUGAUAUUGCUGGACACAGCCACCAGCUUUUUCAUGUGUUGGUUGUGGCAGGUGCUUACACACACUACCGUGCGAGUUUGGUGUACCUCAGGUGGCGAGAACAAAAAGGUUGUUAAGAGAGUAGAGAAAGUCAAUGUAACUAUCUAAGCAAGGAUCUGUUCACAGUCUUUUCCUCUUAGAACUCUGGUUUCAAUGAAACGAUCGAUAUAUAAAAAUAUGCUUGUAAUGUGAGUUUGCUCCGUCUGUGAUCGUGUGUUGGUUGUUGGGGGCAUGAGCAGUUGGUUUCUGGGCAGCAGUUAGAUCCUUUGGAUCUUGGGCCAUUUUCCAUGGAGAAACUUUCAAAAUAAAAUACAGCAUUCUGGUUUUAUUCCGGUAAUGGUUUGGGCUA